AUGGCUAAUCGCAUUAAUCCAAUCUGCAAUCAACUUAUUGGCCCAGAACAACAAGCUUUCAUUAGGCGGAGAUCCAUUAUGGAUACUGCUCUGGAUAUUUUGACUGUGCUAAGAAACCAGACAGAUCAAUCUAAACAAUACUGGCUCUUGCUACUUGAUCAACAAAAAGCAUUUGAUAGAGUUAAUCACUCAUAUCUACAAAUGGUCCUCCAAAAAAUGAGCUUUGACCCAAAGUUUACAAAAAUUGUCAACACUCUUUUUUCUACUCAGCAAGCACAUAUUACAGCAAAUGGCCAUAUUUCAGAGCCCUUUAAGGUAGAACGAGGAGUUAGGCAAGGAGACCCACUUUCUCUGCUGCUAUAUAUACUAGCUUUUAACCCACUUUUAAUAGCUUUACAACAAAAUUUGCGAGGCAUCCAUAUUAACAACCAAGACUUCAAACUAGCUGCAUACGCAGAUAAUUUGACAAUUGGAAUCAGCUCUAUAACGGACUGGGACAGCUUUAUAAACAUUAUUAACAAAUAUGAAAGAGCAUCAAAUGCCAAGAUCAACAAACACAAGUCUAUUCUAAUUCUACUUACAGAAAACGCUCGCAGAAUCCAAUUAAGAGGAGCAGAGCUACUACAGAUGCAUGAGGCAGACAAAGCUCUAACAAUUCUGGGAUAUGAAACAGAUAUUACUGGCAACCCUUCCAAGAAUAUCUGGCAAAAAUUAACAAAAAAAAUUAAAAAAAAGUGUAGACCAUCUUUCAGCACUAGAAAACAACUUAAUGAAAUCAAUACAAUUAUCUCAAAUUGGACCAAAAACAAGUCCAAAAUGCUUCCCCGAUAUUCGACCUUUCAACUAAAUCAGGAAGAUGGAGGGCUAGAGGCUCCAAUACUAAAAGAUAUGCUAAACACAAGACUAGCCAAAACAGAAAUAAGCAUCAUUCAAACUGAUAUCCAAAAGAAAAGAAAUAUAACAAUUAAUACAGCACUUACAACUCAAAAUAUAAAACUAAAAGGAUGGCCAGACAGAUGGAAACCUUAUCUAAAAGCUGGAUCAGAACUAAAGGCCAAGUAG
Molecule: messenger RNA, 1062 nt
Organism: Ambispora leptoticha
Lineage: Eukaryota; Fungi; Glomeromycota; Glomeromycetes; Archaeosporales; Ambisporaceae
Source: the annotation of a GenBank genome assembly